Boleophthalmus pectinirostris (great blue-spotted mudskipper) is the source of this 3248-nucleotide messenger RNA. It is a transcript of the gene u2surp, whose product is annotated as U2 snRNP-associated SURP domain containing. Gene Ontology annotation, biological process: RNA processing. The transcript has 26 exons. The coding region runs from base 54 to 2921 and encodes 955 amino acids. NCBI's taxonomy places the organism in Eukaryota, Metazoa, Chordata, Actinopteri, Gobiiformes, Gobiidae. Gene Ontology annotation, cellular component: nucleus. Gene Ontology annotation, molecular function: RNA binding. The record is from RefSeq and is a predicted model, not a curated record.
GUCACGUUUGUUGUCCUAUGUAAUCGAUUGUCGAUAGUUUUGCCCCACAAAAGAUGGCGGAUAGAACGCCUGGCGGCUCUCAUAAAGCUAGCGCUAAGGCGCUGCUGGAGAGCAAGCUGAAGUCAUUCAGCAUUGGGAAGAUGUCAGGAACAAAACGCACACUGAGCAAAAAAGAGCAAGAUGAAAUCAAGAAAAAGGAAGACGAGAGAGCUGCAGCAGAAAUUUAUGAAGAGUUUCUUGCAGCUUUUGAAGGAGGUGGAGAGGGAAAAGUCAAAACAUUUGUCAGAGGGGGUCUUGCCAAUGCAUCGAAGGAUGAAUCUACAACUGAAGACAAAAAAGGAAAGCUGUACAAACCCAAAUCACGUUUUGAGCCUCCACAAAGAAACAUCUUGCCUUUAGAAACACCAUCUCAGUUUUUACCUUUUGAUAAAAGAAAUCUUUUGAAGAAGAGCAAUGAAAAGGAAAAGAAGAAAAGCAACCUGGAGCUCUUCAAAGAAGAGCUUAAACAAAUUCAAGAGGAGAGGGAUGAGCGACACAAGUUGAAAGGCCGCGUUAGCCGGUUUGAACCUGUCGCUGGAGUGGAUGGAAGACGUUCAUCGGAUGGUUCUUCACGAAGAAACCGUCCGUCCAGUGUUUUAGACGACAGUGCACCAGGCUCUCAUGAUGUAGGAGACCCAUCAACAACAAACUUGUAUUUGGGAAACAUCAAUCCUCAGAUGAAUGAAGAGAUGCUGUGUCAAGAAUUUGGGCGUUAUGGGCCCCUGGCUAGUGUCAAGAUCAUGUGGCCAAGGACCGACGAAGAACGAGCCCGUGAGAGGAAUUGUGGCUUUGUAGCUUUCAUGAACAGGAGGGAUGCUGAACGUGCACUCAAAAAUCUCAAUGGAAAAACUAUCAUGAAUUUUGAGAUGAAACUGGGCUGGGGCAAAGGCGUUCCUAUUCCUCCCCAUCCCAUCUACAUCCCUCCUUCCAUGAUGGAGCACACACUGCCCCCACCCCCCUCUGGCCUGCCUUUCAACGCCCAGACCCGAGAGAGGCUAAAGAAUCCUAACGCGCCCCUGCUCCCUCCACCCAAAAACAAGGAGGAGUUUGAGAAGACUCUGUCGCAAGCCAUAGUCAAAGUGGUUAUCCCAACAGAAAGGAAUUUGCUUUCUCUCAUCCAUCGUAUGAUCGAGUUUGUGGUGCGUGAGGGCCCAAUGUUUGAAGCCAUGAUCAUGAACCGAGAACUCAACAACCCCAUGUACAGGUUUCUUUUUGAGAACCAGAGCCCAGCCCACGUGUAUUAUAGAUGGAAGCUUUAUUCCAUACUACAGGGUGAAUCACCAGCCAAAUGGCGAACAGAAGAUUUUAGGAUGUUCAAAAAUGGCUCUCUUUGGCGCCCCCCUCCUCUAAACCCUUAUCUACACGGGCCAUAUGACGACAAAGAUGAAGAGGAAGAAGAGGAGGAAGGGAGCAAGAAAGGCUGCUUGAAAGAAGAUGAGCGAGAUAAGUUGGAGGAGAUGUUGCGCGGCCUGACACCCCGGAGAGGAGAUGUGGGUGAAGCUAUGCUGUUUUGUCUUAAUCAUGCCGAGGCUGCAGAAGAGAUUGUUGAAUGUAUUGCAGAAUCAUUAUCUAUCCUUAAAACCCCACUUCCUAAGAAGAUUGCUCGGUUAUAUCUGGUCUCUGAUGUGUUAUACAACUCUUCUGCAAAAGUAGCCAAUGCAUCAUAUUAUAGAAAAUAUUUUGAGUCAAAACUUUGUCAGAUAUUCUCAGACCUGAAUGCAACAUACAAAACAAUACAAGGUCAUCUACAAAGUGAAAACUUCAAGCAACGUGUAAUGUCGUGUUUCCGUGCAUGGGAAGAAUGGGCUGUGUACCCGGACCCUUUCCUCAUCAAGCUCCAGAACAUCUUCCUUGGUCUGGUCAAUCUGUCUUCUGAAAAAGAAACUGCCGCUCUUUUGCCUGAGAGUGAAGCUGCAGAUGACGUGGAUGGCGCUCCCAUAGUGGAUUAUAUGGACACUGUGGAGGAUGUGGAUGGGAUGCCCAUCGACGGUGCACCUAUAGAUGGUGCUCCACUCGAUGGAGCUCCUUUGGAUGACCUCGAUGGUGUUCCCAUUCGUCAUGCAGAAGAUGACAUUGAUGGAAUACCCUUUGAUCAGUCUAAAGAGGCAGCCUUCAAGGUAGCACCUUCUAAAUGGGAAGCCGUAGAUGAGUCCGAAUUGGAAGCUCAAGCUGUGACAACAUCCAAAUGGGAAAUUUUUGAGCAGCCAGAAGGAAUGAAAAAGAAUGGGGAUGACUCCGAAGACCCACAGAGCUACUCCAACCCCACGAGAGAAGACAUGGACUACAAAAUCAAUGAGGAGAAACGCUCCAAGCUCCGAGAGAUUGAGGUAAAAGUAAUGAAAUUUCAAGAUGAACUGGAAUCAGGAAAAAGACCCAAGAAAGCUGGUCAGAGUAUUCAGGAACAAGUGGAACACUAUCGAGACAAACUACUACAAAAGGAAAAAGAAAAGGAGAAACUUGAACGAGAAAAAGAGCGUGAGAGGAAAGAGAAGGAAAAGGCAGAGACACGACUGAAAGAGCUGAAGAAAGAGAAGGACAAGGAUGACACGCCCACCAGGAAAGACAGGAAGCGCCAUCACAGUAACUCCCCCAGUCCAGCACGCAGUAGCAGCAGACGGGGGCGUUCAUCUUCUCCUCGCUCUGAGAGGUCUGAGCGCUCAGACCGCUCCUACUCUAAAGACACUUCCUCUCGCUCUUCUUAUAAAGACUCUCCACGCUCUAGUAAAAAGUCCUCCAAGAGAUCUCCAUCUCCUCGCACACCUAAACGUUCACGGCGGUCACGCUCAAGAACACCCAAGAAGUCCACAAAAAAGUCCAGGUCAAAGUCCCGCUCCCGGUCGCCUCAUCGCUCUCACAAGAAGUCAAAGAAAAGUAAACACUGACAUUUCAGAGGACUUGUGACUGCCUUUUCUGAUGCCUAAUGUGCACCCCAGGGCUCCCAAUGUACAGACACAGAUCACUGCAGGGUGUUGCAUGGUUUUCGUUGGCUAUUUGAAAUGGAUGAGGCCAUGGCUGUUUUAUUUUGUAAAAAUAAAUAAUGUAAAUGUUGAUCUGGACAUCCCCUCCUCACAGUGGAAAUUACCUACAUGGUAGUAGACCACUCCCACACAGCGUGCGAUAUUGACGGGUGUCUUUUAUUCAUGCUGUCAAUUUCCGUUUUGUAGAUUACAUUAGAAAAGAAUUCCUAAUAAACAUGAUUCUUUUUUUAA